This is a messenger RNA of Mollisia scopiformis, 1335 nucleotides long. RefSeq lists its product as uncharacterized. The transcript is spliced from 3 exons. Lineage: Eukaryota; Fungi; Ascomycota; Leotiomycetes; Helotiales; Mollisiaceae. The coding region runs from base 1 to 1335 and encodes 444 amino acids. Gene Ontology annotation, molecular function: protein binding. The record is from RefSeq and is a predicted model, not a curated record.
AUGCGCACGGGUAGUGACAAAUUGUCAAAAAGCUCAAAGCGAGACACAGCAGCGCUUGAAGUUCAGAUGAAAGAUCUAGUGAGCGCGAUCACGUACUCCACAAGAUGUGGAAUCACUGCUUCCCCUUUCUCUCGAGUCGCCAUGCAUCAGUCUUUCCACUCGGUUCUUGCCGCCAUCUUGACGGUCGGCACUCAAUUCGCUACCUCAAGUCCCAUGCAUUGUCCGGACAAUCCAGCUUGUUCGACGGAACCGAGGGCACUUUACUUGAUGAGCAACAAUGCAAACAACUCGAUCUUGGCUGUUAAUGUAGCGGCCAACGGCAUGCUGUCAGGUGGCACUUCCAUUGGCACAGGAGGUUCAGGGGGCAAUUUGAUUAGUACCAUGACUGGGAAACCAUCACAGCCAGAUGCACUAUCUGUUCAGGACUCCGUCGUCGUUGCUGGCCAGUACCUUUUCAAUGUCAAUGCAGGCUCUGGCACUGUCUCAAUGUUCCUCAUCAAUCCAUACGAUCCCACAAACUUGGCUCUUGUUGGUGAACCCAAGUCAUCAAACGGCAACUUCCCAACCAGCCUCGCUGUUUCCCUUGAGCUCAGCACAGUCUGCGUGGCCAACACGGGCAGCCCCGCUGGUGUGGCAUGCGCCACAUUCAAUACCUACCAACUAGGUGAAUUUGAUGAUCUCCGGAUGCUAGAUGUGGGUCAAUCCGAUCCUCCAACAGGGCCAACUCCAGGUGUCGGAGAUAUCCUCUUCGACGCUACUUCAUCAUCUCUCGUGGUGAUGGUCAAAGGUAACGGUACGGAAUUCACUGGCUACGCAGCUGUCUACCCAGUUGACGUUACCGGGACGGUUUCUAGCACAUGUUCAAAGACAACUCCGAAUGGUACGAUGGCGCUUUUCGGCGCAACGCUCAUGCCUUACACGAAAUCCAAAAUCUAUACCUCGGAUGCCGGAUUUGGAGCCGUGGUGCUGGAUCUCAACAACUUGACAAUUCCGCUCUCUAAGACUGUAGUUCCUGGACAAAUAGCUUCCUGUUGGGCCAAGAUAUCGCCAUACGGCACAGGUUUCAUCACCGAUGUCGCUGUCAAUCGUUUGAUAGAGACAGACUUGUACUCUGGUGCCAUCCUAUCACAAUAUUAUCCUCCAAACGAGAAUGUUGGGAUGUCGGACUUCCAGAUUGCUGGAACUUCGAUCUGGACGUUGAGUGCUAACAAUGGGUCGGUGCCAGCGGUUGUGACAGUGUUCGACAUCAGUGGAGGGGCUGGUUCAGCGCAAAUGACUCAAGUGUAUGAAGUCACUGGAGCUGGGCCAAAUUCCAUGGGAUUGGUUAUUUAUUAA